AUCCUAAUGAAAAUGUGUAGUUCAAAUCUAAUAUUUUAUUGGAUAGUUGUAAAAUUAGUUUUUGCUGAAAGUUAAUUUGAUGAAAUAGUAGAUUAAAAAUAAUGCAUUGAGAAUUAAAAGUGUGAGUGGGAUUAUUGGUAGCCAUCAAAAUGUUAGAAUAUUUGUUGUUAAUUAUUAAAUGAAACAAUUUGUAAAAAUGCAAAUUGUAAAUGGUUUGCAAAUUCUUCGUCUUGUUUCAUUAAAAAAUGCACAGAGGAAUUAAGUAAUGAUAAAUGUUUGAAGAUUGUAUACAAUUUAAUUAAUUAGGUGGCAUGUACUUGGUAAAAUGGUUAGUGUUGGGAUUCAUCUUGUAUAUAAUUAUAAGCAAAAGAAACCGGAAAAUGUCCUGCCGCAUAUUGUAUUUGGGAUCUUAAAAGAAAACUUUGUUAUAAGAAAAAUGUUCAGACACCAUUAUUAAUAUGA
Paramecium sonneborni is the source of this 462-nucleotide messenger RNA. NCBI's taxonomy places the organism in Eukaryota, Ciliophora, Oligohymenophorea, Peniculida, Parameciidae. The record is from the annotation of a GenBank genome assembly.